GCGCGGCCGCGCGGAGCUCAACCUGUUCAGAGGUGGAGAAGCCAUCCAGCCUGGCGCGGAGGUGGCCGACGUGGAGUGCCCAAUUGUAGCCGCAGAUGCAGUCGUGCAGCGUGGCAACAGCUUUCUCCAUAGCUCCGCAGGUCACUGGGUCUUCAAUGGCGCCAUCGAGCCCCCUGGCGGGGCUGAGCUCGUGCCUGUGCGACGCCGCGAGGACGACUGUUGCCUGGAGUUCGACCAUGUCUUUGCUGGCGGGAACAACGAGCCAGGCGUCUUGCAGAUGGCACCGGCGAAGGAGGCGCUGGCUGCCGAGAAAGGGCCAGCAGCGGCGAACGCCAGCUAUGCAGCGGGAGCCUCCGCGCCGCAGGCUGCGGGCCAGCCGGCAGUUGAGCCGCGGCUCAGGGCGAUGCACUUGCGCCGCCUGGCCCGGGAGUGGCAGGAGAUCGCGCGGGGGCAGAGCCCGGAGGGCGCAUGGGUGACUUUCCACGGGCCGCCGCAGGAGAUGAGCGGCAGAAG
Molecule: messenger RNA, 513 nt
Organism: Prorocentrum cordatum
Lineage: Eukaryota; Dinophyceae; Prorocentrales; Prorocentraceae
Source: the annotation of a GenBank genome assembly